This is a messenger RNA of Clupea harengus (Atlantic herring), 3240 nucleotides long. RefSeq names its product zinc finger protein OZF-like. Lineage: Eukaryota; Metazoa; Chordata; Actinopteri; Clupeiformes; Clupeidae. The coding region runs from base 926 to 2416 and encodes 496 amino acids. Gene Ontology annotation, molecular function: RNA polymerase II cis-regulatory region sequence-specific DNA binding; DNA-binding transcription factor activity. Gene Ontology annotation, biological process: regulation of transcription by RNA polymerase II. The record is from RefSeq and is a predicted model, not a curated record. The transcript is spliced from 3 exons.
CUGGAGUAUGUUCCACGUGCUUCGUUACUGUACUGGAAUGUAUACAGAUUGCUGCAUCAACCACAAAAGAAACUUCCCUUUUUCUUACAACCUCUUUUAUGACAUCUGGAUAAAUUACCCAAUAUGUUGUGGAUGUGACUAGAUUGGCAUUAGCACAAACUCCCCAGUAUUUGGGCCUCAAGUUCUUUUUUUGGUAUUACAACCCUGAAAAUAGCAUUCUUUGAAAUCUCUGUUUGGUCACUACUCCUUCUCUGUCUUCUGCUUCUACAUGAAUACUACUGAUUCAUUAUGACUGUGUGGAAAUUCAAAAACAUAAAUUGUACAAAGCACUUUGGGAAUAAUUGUUGUUGAACAAUUACCAGAAAAAAGUAUGGACUAAUGUGACAAAGCUGUGCAAGGUGCUUUGAUCUUUGUAUCUGUGAAAGUGACCUGUAGGUGCAUGUCAAGAAAAUCACUGAAUCACAGAAAGAAAAAGAAACUUAAAGGUUCAGGUACAAUUUUGGUCAAAUCUAGCAACUUGCUCCUCACAGUCUUCUAGCUGUCUGUUCAGAGUGUGUCCUCAAAAUAAUUCCGGUGUUCGUAAAGUCUUGGCCCUGCAAAUGGGAAACAAUCAGUGCCAGUGUGAUUUGAUCAUCAACCUCUUGUCAGAAUCACCGACUACAACUUUUAAUGCUUUACAUUAGCAAAAAUAAAUAUGUGUACUAAUUUGUAUUGCAAAAAGGCAAAUCUAUGGUAACCGUCUCUCUUUCUCUUUUUACCCACAACCUCUUCCCCAGGUUUCUUUCCUAUUGUAUGAACAUAAAGAUUAAAGGUGCAGUACAAGAACAAGUCAGCAAGCAUCUCUGAGAGAAUUAUUUUCACCAUAUCGUUGCAUUGAAGGAUAGUUUGACAGAGUUUCUGUUUCCAAACAGAACUAAAGUCAGAAAUGUCUGGAUUUACCGAACCAUCACAACCGCUCAUGUCAGUGAAGAAGGAGAUAAAAGAAGAAGAAUUUGAUGAUUUCCUACAAGAGUAUUUGUCUGCAAUUCAGACAGUGGAAGAAAAGCCUGGAAUGGAAUGUGAAAUCAAGACUGAAAUGUACACGUCACCAACCAUGAAAGAAGAAAAGAAUUCACCAAUGGAAAUUACAGAUGAAGAAGAAUUUGAUUUAAGUGAAUAUGGUCACUAUGCCUCUUCUCCUACAGGAGACAUUCAAAGGAUCCAAUCUAAUAUGAAAGGGAACACUGAGGAAAAAAGAAACAAAGACAGAUGUCACAAUCAGUCAAAUCAAUCACACCUAACCGUACGUAUGAUGAAACAUACUGGAGAAAAGCCAGUUCAGUGUUCUCAAUGUGGAGAGACCAUUAAUUAUAUAUCUAGCCUCAAGGAACCCCAGAGGAUCCAUACUGGGGAAAGGCCUUAUCAGUGUUCUCAGUGUGAAAAGACCUUUAGCCACAUGUCUCAACUUAGGACACAUCAGAGGAUCCAUACUGGGGAAAAGCCACAUCAGUGUUCUCAGUGUGGAAAGGCCUUUAGACAAAUGUCUCAUCUCAAGAUACACCAGGGGAUCCAUACUGGGGCAAAGCCACAUCAGCGUUCUCAGUGUGGAAAGGCUUUUAAACAAAUGUGUGAUCUCAAGACACACCAGAAGAUCCAUACUGGAGAAAAGCCACAUCAGUGUUCUCAGUGUGGAAAGGCCUUUGUCCAAAUGUGUGAUCUCAAGAAACACCAGAUGAUACAUACUGGAGAAAAGCCACAUCAGUGUUCUCAGUGUGGAAAGGCCUUUAGCCAAAUGUGUAGUCUCAAGACACACCAGAUGAUCCAUACUGGAGAAAAGCCACAUCAGUGUUCUCAGUGUGGAAAGGCCUUUAGACAAAUGUCUCAUCUCAUGAUACACCAGAGGAUCCAUACCGGGGAAAGGCCUUAUCAUUGUUCUCAGUGUGGAAAGGCUUUUCAACAAAUGGGUAAUCUUAAAAAACACCAGAAAAUCCAUACUGGAGAAAAGCCACAUCAGUGUUCUCUGUGUGGAAAAACCUUUAGCCUUAUGUGUAAUCUUAAAAAACACCAGAAGAUCCAUACUGGAGAAAAGCCACAUCAGUGUUCUCUGUGUGGAAAAACCUUUAGCCGAAUGUCUCAUCUCAAGACACAUCAGAGGAUCCAUACUGGAGAAAAGCCACAUCAUUGUUCUCAGUGUGGAAAAACCUUUAGCCUUAUGUGUAAUCUUACAACACACCAGAAGAUCCAUACUGGAGAAAAGCCACAUCAGUGUUCUCAGUGUGGAAAAACCUUUAGCCGAAUGUGUAGUCUCAAGAAACACCAGAAGAUCCAUACUGGAGAAAAGCCAUAUCAGUGUUCUCAGUGUGGAAAGGCCUUUAACCAAAUGUCUAAUCUCAAGAGUCACCAGAGGAUCCAUUCAAACGAUGUGCUGCCCUGCUAAUACCUGAUUGAGUAUCACUUAUUGAAAUAUUUUUGAUUAGAUGAGUUUUAAAACAACAUGUGAUGUACAUGAUAAAAGUUUAUUCCUUCACAUUUGAAACAUUUGUUAGGGUAAAGAUUGAAACAUGAAUUCAAUAAAAAAAAAAUUAAAAGUGAGUGUUUUUUUCAAGUAUGUGUAUGUGGGGGUGCGGCGAGGGGGUGUAAAAUAUAUAAUCGACAAGCAGCAGUAGUGUUUGUGCAAGCUUUCUAGAUAUAUGGCCUAAACAGAGCCUCAUAUGAAGAUUAUCUACACCUCAAAGAUGAGUGUUGAGGGUCAGAGAUGGGGGAAGAAAGAAAGAGGACGGGGGAGGGAACAUAUCAUUGUCAUUAAAAAGGGUAUACACAGACAAAAAUGGCUACCUCGAGAAAAACAGACUCUGCCCUCACUGUAGUAAUGGGGUAGUGGAGUAUGAGUUACUUUUCCUGACAAGAAUGUAAUAAAUACAACUACAUCAGGGGAAACGACUUUUCAAGAACAGAAGACAUUUGCUCUUGGUUUACAAAAAUAAAAAGAGAAGAAAAAUGAUCAUUCCUCCUGGGUGAAAUUAUUUUUUUACUGAAAGGUAUGUCAUUUUCAUUUGUAAUUUUUUUCCCUUGGUGAUUUAUUACUUAAUUUAUUUUUCCUUUAGUAUAAUAAUAUCAAAAACACUAUUAAGCACACAGUGUCUAAGCAUGCACAUUUCACUCUCUGAGUGAGGUUUCUGCUCCCAAGGACUCACCCAUUAGUAAAUGACAGCUAUUCAUAUGAUAAGGGAAUGGUGAUUCAGUGAUCUCUAUUGGGACAUG